Seriola dumerili (greater amberjack) is the source of this 2434-nucleotide messenger RNA. Its product is annotated as endothelin-1 receptor-like. Gene Ontology annotation, molecular function: endothelin receptor activity. The record is from RefSeq and is a predicted model, not a curated record. Gene Ontology annotation, biological process: enteric nervous system development; regulation of blood pressure; G protein-coupled receptor signaling pathway. The transcript is spliced from 8 exons. Gene Ontology annotation, cellular component: membrane. Bases 586 to 2034 code for a protein of 482 amino acids. Lineage: Eukaryota; Metazoa; Chordata; Actinopteri; Carangiformes; Carangidae.
UAAGCGGAGCGCACUCUUCUUCUUCUCUUGUUUACACUGAAGUGAAGUUUGGAAGGAUUUAAUUCAAAUCACAGAAGGAGACAAAAACACAAACAGCAUCUGAGAAUCACCAACACCUUCUCCGCACUGUUCUGCUCUGAUGUCAAACCUCUAGAACCUCUGGAGCCUCUAGAACUCACUCCAACACUGAUUCUGGAGUUACAGCAGUGGGGUUUCAGAAAGGGAAUCACAGAGGGUUCUAGUAUCACAGAGGGUUCUAGGAUCAUAGAGGGUUCUUGAAUCACAGAGGGUUCUAGGAUGAUAGAGGGUUCUUGAAUCACAGAGGGUUCUUGAAUGACAGAUGGUUCUAGGAUCACAGAGGGUUCUAGGCUCAGAGGGUUCUAGGAUCACAGAGGGUUCUUGAAUGACAGAGGGUUCUUGAAUGACAGAGGGUUCUAGGAUCACAGAGGGAUCUAGGAUCACAGAGGGUUCUAGGAUCACAGAGGGUUCUAGGCUCACAGAGGGUUCUUGAAUCACAGAGGGUUCUAGGCUCACAGAGGGUUCUUGAAUCACAGAGGGUUCUAGGAUCACAGAGAGUUCUGCAGGAUGGUUUCUGGGGUUAAAGCAGCAGAUUCAGAAAAGGGUUCUAGACUGGGACCCAGAUUGGGUUCCGGUUCUACAUCCAUGCCAGGGAUGUUUACUGUGCUGCCGGUUGUCUGGUGUUUGGUGUUUGCCUCUCCGGUCGGUUGCCGUGGUAACUUCUCGUCAGAUCAGAUGAUGUCGGACCUGCCUGACCUCCUCAGCACCGACCCGCCUGGAGUGGACUAUCGUAUCCACACCUCAGACCGAGAGCCACAUCUGGCGCAACAGACUGUGAACAAGCCGCUGUCCCCUCUGGAGCACGGACUGGGGAAGCUGAAACACUCCAGCAAGUUGAAACACAAACAUGAAAGAAAUCCUCCCUCGUCUUCCUCCAACUCAUCUCUGGCAGUUCACAAGCGCCUGGCACCGCCCCCUAGCUGCGUUCAAGAGACAUCCAUAAAAACCGCCUUCAAGUACAUCAACACCGUCAUGUCCUGCGUGAUCUUUGCUGUGGGGAUCAUUGGAAAUGCCACCCUGCUGAGGAUUAUCUACCAAAAUAAAAGCAUGAGGAAUGGACCGAAUGCUCUCAUAGCCAGCUUGGCCCUGGGAGACCUGAUAUACAUCGCCAUCGACAUACCAAUCAACGUCUACAAGCUCCUGGCAAUGCGGUGGCCGUUUGCGGACAGUACAUUUGGUCUGUUCCUCUGCAAGCUGUUCCCCUUCCUGCAGAAAGCGUCAGUCGGCAUCACCGUCCUCAAUCUGUGUGCGCUAAGUGUCGACAGGUAUCGCGCGGUGGCGUCCUGGUCUCGGAUACAGGGCACAGGCGUUCCCACGGUAACGGCGGUGGAAAUUGUGGUGAUCUGGCUGCUGUCCAUGGUGCUGGCUGUGCCGGAGGCCAUCGGCUUCAACAUGGUCACCUUCGAAUACAAGAACAUGACCAUGAAGACCUGCAUGCUGCAGCCCAACACGGCUUUCAUGACUUUCUACCGGGACGCGAAGGACUGGUGGCUGUUCGGCUUCUACUUCUGCGUCCCUCUGGCCUGCUCCGCUGUUUUCUACGGCCUGAUGACCUGCGAGAUGCUCCGACACCAGAAAGGAAGUCUGAGGAUCUCGCUGAGUGAACACCUGAAACAGCGUAGAGAAGUAGCGAAGGCCGUGUUCUGCCUGGUGCUGAUCUUUGCUCUGUGCUGGUUUCCACUUCAUCUGAGUCGCCUGCUGAAGAGGACCAUCUACAAAUCCCAUGAUGCACGGCGGUGCGACUUAUUAAAUUUCCUGUUGGUGCUGGACUACUUCAGUAUCAACAUGGCGACCAUCAAUUCCUGCAUCAAUCCCAUAAUCCUCUUCUUCGUCUCCAAGAAGUUCAAGAACUGCUUCAAGGCUGAUUCAUCUAAGGUGAUAUAUUAUACACUAUAUGGCCGAAAGUGUGUGGACACCUCUAUCACAAAUCUCUGCAGCCUGGUUCAGAAAUACUGAGAAGACUGAAACCAGCAGAAUCACAUCUGUGUGUGACGUUCACGUCCACUUACUUCUGGCCAUGUGGUGUAUUUAUCAUUGUGUUUUAUAUGUAGCAUAUUCCACUGCAACUCUGCCUGUAAAGGAUGAUGUCUGAGGUUUAAAAACACACUAGCGGCCCCCAGAGGCCGAACUGUUCCAUUACACCCACAACAUGAAGCAGCUGACUGAACAAAUAAACUGAUGUGUUGAUGAUUUUACUGUUGGAGUCUCAGCCACUACAAGGACUAAAAAAUAUAAAAUAUGUCUUGAUAACAGGGAUAAAGGAAGCGUCAGACAGCUUCCAACAACUGGAUUCAUCUUCUGUUUUUAUUUUUUAUUAAAUAUACAUUACUAUUUAUCAAUAAAUCUAUAUUCUCAA